UGCAACUGGUCAGAAUCAGUCUGAAAAAGUCAAUCUAAGUGAAAGCAGCAUCAAGCGGAAGCCAGUAAAAAGGAGUUUACCAGAACAUACCAGGGAUUUCAGCAAUGCGUCGAUCUGGUCUGCUGCUCUUAAUUUCAGCCUUUGUGCUGAGUGCGGCAGUGGCUCUUCCCACGAGUAGGGAGGAAACCGAGGAGGUGGAUUACAGUGAGCCCUCGCCACUGGAGCAGGUCGAAGUCGAGGACUCCAGCGAGCAGAUGGGCAGUACCGAUAAAGUUAUACGCAGGAGAGCCGCCGAGGGUGAUAGCAGUCCUUCGGAGGAGCUUAAAACCGGUGCCAAGGAAGAGGUAAAGGAAAGUGUUGACAGCUCCGCGGAAUCUUCAUCUUCGGAGGAGGAGCAGAGGACGGAGAAUGCAGCCAAAAUAUAUGGGUCCCAAGCCACAGACUCCGCUGCCAGAAGGCGUAGGUCAGAUGAAAGAUAUAGGAACCUGUACCUCCUUGCCACCAUUUGCCCAAAAGCUGAUACCAGCCAUUUGGAGAAGGGCAGUUCCUUAGAUAGAAGAAUUGAAAUAAGCGAUAUGUAUGCAAUUUGUGACUCCUUAAAGCAAUAAUGCGUUCGAUUUUUGAUAAAAAAAAACUAUAAAAAGCAACAUUAUGAAUAUAAAUAAACUCAAAUAAAAUCCCAAACAUACCAAA
This is a messenger RNA of Drosophila suzukii, 693 nucleotides long. RefSeq lists its product as uncharacterized. The record is from RefSeq and is a predicted model, not a curated record. NCBI's taxonomy places the organism in Eukaryota, Metazoa, Arthropoda, Insecta, Diptera, Drosophilidae.